AACGCCGAUUUUGUCCGUUCAUUGGCGACUAUCAUCUCGAUCCGACAGUGCAUGCAUUAAGUUCAAACAGCAGAGGUCCAUUUGUAUGCUGGUGGAGAAUCCCAGGAGACAGAAGAAACUUCAGAGCUUAAUCAGCAGAGAACAUGAGGAAGAGCCGGAGUGUUUUGGCAGUGACACCUGUUGAUGACAGCAGGGACCCCUCGGGAUGCACUUCUUCAGGAGCCACAUUGGGUGUGGAUCUCUGGCGAGGGCCCAGACGGCACUCAGGAACCCUUGUGUUGCCGCCAUUGUCAUGGAGACAGGCAGAGAGGGCCCGCUGUCCUCAAGAAUAUUACAUUUCCAGACCCACCUCACUGGGCUUCAUUACCCCACCGCGUAUAGACAUCACACCAGUGCCCUCUGAUGGUUUGGAGGUGGAGAAUGGCCCCUCUAUGGGCUGCAGUCCACUGGACCUGCAGGCAUCUCCGGGCUCCGGUCUCGCCCUGCAUCCCAGCAUGGCCAGUCAUGGUCAGCGGCGGGAGUCUUUCCUCUAUCGCUCGGACAGCGACUAUGACCUCUCUACGAACUCCUCCCUUGUAGGAGAACAGCUACAUGGUGAAGACCUGAUAGUUACUCCUUUUGCUCAGGUGCUUGCAAGUCUACGCACUAUUAGGAAUAAUUUCAGCAUCCUGACAAAUGUACAGUGCCUCUCCAGCAAAAGAUCACCAGUCAGCAGUCAGCCCACAAUGACCAAGGCCAACCUGUCAGAUGAAUCCUAUCAGAAGUUGGCCGUGGAGACCAUGGAGGAGCUUGACUGGUGCCUGGACCAGUUAGAGACCAUCCAAACGUACCGCUCCGUCAGUGACAUGGCCUCCAACAAGUUCAAGAGGAUGUUGAACCGGGAACUGACACAUCUGUCAGAAAUGAGUCGCUCUGGAAACCAGGUGUCUGAAUUCAUCUCCAACACCUUCUUGGAUAAACAGAAUGAACUGGAGAUCCCGUCGCCCACUCCGAAAUUGCGGGAUAGGAAGAGGAGGCAGCAGCAGCUAAUGACUCAGAUCAGUGGGGUGAUUAAGAUCACGCAUGGCCCUGGUCUUUCCAGCAGCUGCAGUACGGCCCGCUUUGGAGUAAAAACUGAUCUUGAGGACUUGCUCUCUAAGGACCUGGAGGACAUCAACAAGUGGGGUCUGAACAUCUUCAAAGUUGCAGAGCAUUCUCACCAUCGGCCACUGACAUGCAUCAUGUACGCCAUCUUUCAGGAGAGAGACUUAAUGAAGACAUUCAAGAUCCCAGUGGACACCUUUGUGACAUACAUGAUAACUCUUGAAGACCACUACCAUGCUGAUGUUGCCUAUCACAACAGUCUCCACGCGGCUGACGUUGCGCAAUCCACACACAUCCUUCUGUCCACACCUGCACUGGAUGCAGUCUUCACAGAUCUGGAGAUUCUGGCAGCUAUUUUUGCAGCAGCCAUCCAUGAUGUGGACCACCCAGGGGUCUCAAACCAAUUCCUAAUUAAUACCAAUUCAGAACUGGCCCUCAUGUACAAUGAUGAGUCUGUUCUUGAGAAUCAUCACCUAGCUGUCGGAUUCAAGCUUUUGCAAGGGGAAAACUGUGACAUCUUCCAGAACCUCACCAAGAAGCAGCGACAGAAUCUCAGAAAAAUGGUCAUUGAUAUGGUACUAGCAACAGACAUGUCAAAGCACAUGAGCUUACUGGCUGAACUAAAGACAAUGGUUGAGACCAAGAAAGUGACCAGUUUGGGAGUGUUGUUGCUUGACAACUAUACAGACAGGAUUCAGGUCUUACGCAAUAUGGUUCACUGCGCUGAUCUCAGCAACCCCACCAAGUCCUUAGAUCUCUACAGACAGUGGACGAACUGCAUUAUGGAAGAGUUCUUCCACCAAGGUGACAGAGAAAGAGAGCGUGGCAUGGAGAUCAGCCCCAUGUGUGACAAACAUACUGCUUCAGUGGAGAAAUCUCAGGUUGGUUUCAUUGACUACAUUGUUCACCCACUUUGGGAGACAUGGGCAGACCUGGUGCAUCCAGAUGCACAGGAUAUAUUGGACACUUUAGAAGACAACCGGAACUGGUACCACAGUAUGAUACCGCAAAGUCCCUCGCCGCCCUUCUACGAGACGGGAACUGAUGGCAAAGACAAGUUUCAGUUUGAAUUGGAGGUUGAGGAAGAAGCUAAGCAAGAGACAGAGAAACUCUUAGACACAGACUGCGUAGAGAUACAUUUGCCUUCAUCUGCUGAGACGUAGCACCUCACUAUAAUGGCUGCUGUAUUGGCCACAUUUGACUGGAGAAAUAUUAUUCUCAUGCUUACUGAGAAUCCCUCAGAGAAGCACUCUGUCUUGGGACUUUGCUGUUGUUACAGAGCCCAAAAGGGGAAGAGAACGUCCUCUGGAAUCAAGUUGGAAUUUUCUGGAAUCCAUUCAAGUUGGACAUUGCCAAAAUUUGAUGGUCGUACCAAAAGUGCCCAUCUGCUUGAACAAUUCCCUAAGCUGUAAUUUUAUAAUCAGAGGUUUACAGUCUGAUCUGAAUGUGGGAGUGGGUUUCUGUGAAGGAGAAUUACUGACCCUCGUAUAAGAGGGGUUUGUACUACAAUGUCAAAGUGACUUUUUAUACUUUUUUGUAUUUGUGUGUUUUGUGACUUUUUUUGGUGUCACAUAAAACUACCCUUUUUUACAUGUCAAAUGAGAGGAAUGUUACAGUGCUGAAAGCAAAAAAAAUGGAAAUCCCAGGCAUGUAUUGGGAAUGCAGUCUUCCUAAGUUUUGGACAAUAGCAUAAUCUAAUACUUGUGCCAGAAUACUUCAUUCAAAUAAUACAAAAUCUUUGUACUUUGUAACAAAUUGUUUCACUUUUUAAAGGUGUUCUUAUAAACCGAUUCUUCUGGUACAAAUAAAGGUACGUUUUUUGGAUUUAUUAAAAGUAGGAUCCAAAGAGUCCAGCAUUUUAGUUGUGGACAAACACCAGGAAUGUUCCGGGUUCAAUACAAGUUAGGUUCUAUCGACAGCAUUUGUGGCAAUUAUGUCAGUUACCACAAAAAAUUUCAACUAAUAAUUUAGAUCCCUCUGUUUAAAAAAUAAAAAUAUCAGUUACAGUAGUGUAGAUAAGGUUGAAUAUGGACACGGACAAAAAUAGCAGUUAUAUUAAGACAUUUACAUUACAUUUAUUCAUUUAGCAGAUGCUUUUACCUAAAGCGACAUACAAAUGAGGAAUAUAGCAAAAGCAAUUCAUCCUAAGGAGGUAAUAAUAAAAAAAAGUGCUCAUAUUAUUGCCUAUAUUAUUAUAUGCCAUUAUUCUAUUAUUAUUGCCUAAGACACUUGCAAUGGAAGUAAACAGGACAUGCACUGAAGAUUUAAAAGCAGAAAUGUGAAUCUCAGAUUGCUGUUAAAGAAAUUGCUUAAAACUUGCACUUCCUUAAAAAUCUGUUGUAUUGGAGCUAUAAAGUUGCCUAAAUUGACCUUUUAGCAUUGGGACUACUGUUUUAGCUGGAAGAACUUCUUGUUAUUUGCACUAACAUGGUCAUAAAAAUGUAGUUCUUUAUUUCCAUUGUAAGUGCAUCACUGUUUGUUUGUUUGUUUGUUUGUUUUACAAACUGAGGGUCAAGUUGAAAAGAUUUUCUGUGGUAAUCAAUAUUAUGCCAAUCAAUGACAAAUGCUAUCAAGAGAACCCCAAAACUUUCUUUAAACCACUUUAAUAAGGGAGACAAAUAUCCCAACACUUAAUAGUGAUAUUUAAACGAUUUCUAACUAAUUGUUUUUUUUUAAAACAUUUACGAAUUACCUCUUUGUCUCGUUAAAUGUCAUUAGUAUACUGUCAUCUCAAAUUAACAAAAAAGACUUUAAACACUUAAAUCCUUUUUCAUAAGAGCAAAAAAUUUCUCUUUACAUGUGUUAUUCGUUCAUAUCUAAUUUCCUAGAAGCUAACCUUUUAACCGUAUUCACAGAACGCAGCCAACAAUAAACCUCAAUUACACAAUCACUGAUGUCAAACAAUUCAGUUCCUCCUGAUGUUUGUGCUUACUGGUCAGGAACUGGAUGUGGUAAAUGCACGUCACUCAAACUGAGAUUAGCCUUUAAAUCGCUUAAUUCUAACUGAUCUGAAUCUCCAUUUCAUAAUGAUAUGUAUGCUGUUUUUUUUUUUUUGUUGUUGUUUUUUUUUGUUGUUUUUUUGCUUACCCUUUGUGUCAAUGCAUUUUUUCUCAACCUUUACCAACAGAGGACUAUUAGUCAAAGAAGCCUCAAUACAACUGACCACAGUUUAAGUGACAUUUAGUAUGUAUAAUUUGCCCAAAUCCCAUUUAUGGUUAUGGUAUGAAGCUGGAUAUAACUGCAGACAUUGUCUGUUUUUUACUUAUGUUUGUAUCAUUACAAAGCUGAUUUACAUGGACACUGUAGAACAUUUGUGAUUUCACUGGUGGAAUCACUAUUAUAUUUCCUAUUAUAUUUAUUAUUAUACUAUCAUUUUUAGUAGUAAACUUACAUAAAGGUUGUGUUGCACUUUUCUUGUUCCAAAAAGAGAUUAAAAUGAGAAAUAAAUGAAAAUGUU
Myxocyprinus asiaticus (Chinese sucker) is the source of this 4540-nucleotide messenger RNA. Its product is annotated as cAMP-specific 3',5'-cyclic phosphodiesterase 4B-like. The record is from RefSeq and is a predicted model, not a curated record. The transcript has 17 exons. The coding region runs from base 144 to 2246 and encodes 700 amino acids. Gene Ontology annotation, molecular function: 3',5'-cyclic-AMP phosphodiesterase activity; transmembrane transporter binding. Lineage: Eukaryota; Metazoa; Chordata; Actinopteri; Cypriniformes; Catostomidae. Gene Ontology annotation, cellular component: perinuclear region of cytoplasm; cytosol; nucleus. Gene Ontology annotation, biological process: signal transduction.